GCCCAAAACACUUAAAAACUCUAGUCUUCAACUAUCCACUCUCUACCCUGUAGUUGGUGCAACAGGGCAGCACACUCACAAUGUUCGCGUCGAAGCUUAGGCAAUGGCGGAACAUAGCCAAAGAAGCAGUAAACCGCACCAUAAUCAUCGCUAAAUUCCUCAGUCUCUUUCAUAUCACCGAAACCUACAUCUUCUCUCCCACAAUCGUAUAUGGUCCGAGCAUGCUUCCGACUUUGAAUAUUCGAGGAGAUGUGUUAUUGGUUGAUAAAUUUUCGCAUCGAAUUGGGAAUUUGGAGCUUGGAGAUGUUGUCAUUGUUAAAUCUCCGCAAAACCCUAGACGAACUUUGACGAAACGUAUUUUGGGAAUGGAGGGUGAUGUUGUUUCCUUUAAUUCUAACACUGGAUUUCUGAAGACUUUGGUGGUGCCAAAAGGGCAUGUUUGGAUUCAGGGAGACAACCUGUAUGCAUCAAAUGAUUCCCGGCAUUUUGGAUCAGUUCCUUAUGGACUUAUCCAAGGCAAAGCAUUUUGUCGGAUAUGGCCUUUUGCUGAGUUUGGAUCAUUGGGAUCGGGAUAAUGAUGAGAUGGAAGCCUCAAUGUAAGUUCAAGUGUUACAGAUUCGAACCUGUUUCAUGAAUGAGGACUUGACUCAAAAGAUGUUCACUUAUCAUUCCCCUUUUUGGUGUUUCUUCAAGUUGACCGGAAAAUCUUAGCAAGAACAAGUAUACACCAUUACACUUCAUGCAUGAAGGGUUCUGCUCGUAGUCAUGAUCUGUGGAAAAUUGAACUCCUCUAACUUGUACUUUUUUAAUUGUAUUCUUUUUGAUAGCUCAUGAUAGUUCUUGCCUUCUUGGACUCACCUCAAAAGUUUUUUUUCUUUUCAUACCUCAAGUUUUUCUUCUUCUUUUCAUACCUCAAAAGUUUUUCUUUUUCUUUUUCUUUUCAUUUUUUUUUUAUAAAAAAAUAAAAUAAAAUUAAAACUAUUUCAGCUUAGGAGGGCUGGGAGGAGCUGUGCUCAAAGUUAUCUAUUUAUUCCAAUUGCCUUAGAUUAUGGAAAUAAUUUUACAAUUUUGACUUAUGAGAAGUGUAAAGAAAGGUGUUAAGAUAACAGUUAGUUAAGUUUUGCAAGAUUAAUUAGAGAGAUGAUGGGCGGUUGUCUUGUUUAUUUAUUUUCAUUUCUGUUAGUAAUCUUUAAUGCAAACAAGUUGUGAUUUGAUUCUUUUA
Chenopodium quinoa (quinoa) is the source of this 1222-nucleotide messenger RNA. RefSeq names its product mitochondrial inner membrane protease subunit 1-like. Gene Ontology annotation, cellular component: membrane; mitochondrial inner membrane peptidase complex. The record is from RefSeq and is a predicted model, not a curated record. The transcript is spliced from 5 exons. Gene Ontology annotation, molecular function: serine-type endopeptidase activity. NCBI's taxonomy places the organism in Eukaryota, Viridiplantae, Streptophyta, Magnoliopsida, Caryophyllales, Amaranthaceae. Bases 81 to 575 code for a protein of 164 amino acids.